This is a messenger RNA of Guillardia theta CCMP2712, 1053 nucleotides long. RefSeq lists its product as hypothetical. The record is from RefSeq and is a predicted model, not a curated record. NCBI's taxonomy places the organism in Eukaryota, Cryptophyceae, Pyrenomonadales, Geminigeraceae. The transcript has a single exon. The coding region runs from base 1 to 1053 and encodes 350 amino acids.
AUGGCAGCUGCUUUUCACUACAUGGACGAGCCGCCCAAUGGCUCUGACGCCCAUGAGACCUCUGCCUCCAUCCCUGACUCCUCUUCCCUACCGCAUCGCCUGCCAGACUCUCAGUCAAGCAUUCGGAUGAACUUCAAGGGGCAGCCAGGGCAGGACGGGUUCAACAGAAGGGUGAAGUUAGUCCAGGCUAUGAUGCAGUUGCCGCCAGAGAAAAUCUUCGCAACGAAGGAAAAGAGUAGCAUGUACAAAGAGAUCACAGAUCUUCUCAACCGAGACCCAGCCUUCGCGGGGGGGCUGAAGCAGGGUACGACCCGAGACAAGUGGCUAGAGGUCAUCUCCACAGUGGACUCGAUCAUAGCAAAUGGGUCAGAGGACAAGUACAUCAAGUCGGCAAGCAGUGGGAAGGGUGGUCUGAAUGAGCUAGAUGAGCUCUACCUUAGACUUGCCAGGGAGAAGUCCGAGUGGUUGAGAAAUCAUGAUCGAAGUAGGGAAGGGGCCGCGGGCGAUGACAUACCCCAGCGCGGGCGGAGGAGUGUGGGGAAUGCAGUUCAAAAUCAGCCUGAUGCAUGCAACGUCCACGAGGCUGCAGACGAGCGAAUGGAGAAGUCAAGAGCGUCGUACGCGCACUCCGAGCAUUCCGAGGAUGGUGGGGGAAGCAGCGACGAGAAUGGAGGGGGUUGUCAGGGUAGGAGCUCCUCCCAUCCAAACCAGCAGACAGCCAGGGAGUCAAACAAGCGGCAGAGGGUAGAUACGGACAGAAAGGCUGAUCGCAAUCGUCCAGCGAUCGGAUCAGCAAACUCGAACUUCAGUGCCGUGUUGGAAUGGCUCCGCAGUUCAGACGAGAAAUACCACCAGUCGUUGGAAGCAGAUAGGGAGGUGGCGAAGAUCAAGGCAGAGGCUGAGCUGCAGCACGAGAAAGCCAAGGUUCUCAAGCGGGAAGCAGAGGUUCUUGCGAAGAAGACUGAGUCGUACGAGCGAGGGAUCGAGCUGCUCAAGUUGUUGGCAUCAUGUCAUGAGAAGGGUAUAACGGUGCCCCCACACAUGCUUGUGUAG